GCGCCGCCUCCCUCCCUCUUUAGUUUUGUUUUUCCUUCUUUCCGAGUCCGACUACACCUCCAAGCCGACUUUUCUCUCCACCCUGGAUGAGGAAGUCUGUCUGGGUCGACUCCCUUCUCCUCCCAGUCGCUGAUAUUCAAUCUACGGAGACUUUCCAAACUUUCCUUCUCCGCCGUCGCCCUUUCUUCCGUCGGAGCUCCGUGUGAUCAGGAUGUCCGUCCAGUCGAGCCAGAAGACUCUGACACGGACCUUCAAGACGGUGAACCUGGGCUCCUCCGAGCCGGUCACCACCGUCAGGUCGGUGUCUCCGCGCUCCGGGACGCCGGUGUCCACGCUGCCCUACGCCGUGAACGGCUCCUACGACACGGCGGUGCGGUACCUGGUGCCGAUGCAGCAGCAGCAGCAGAUACAGCAGCAGCAGGGGCACUACGUGCUGAUGCAGCAGCCCAUGAUGCAGCCCUCCGUCAUGCAGCACCACCUGGUGCAGCCCUCCAUGGUGCAGCACUCCGUCAUCCAGCAGCCCAUGAUCCAGCAGCCCAUGAUGCAGCAGAUGGUGUCCCCGGUUUACCUGCAGACUCUGCCCCGUGUGAGCGUCAGCAGCCAGGAGUCCGACCUGCGGUUCCAGCAGCAAGCCUCCAUGGAGAGCAUCAGCAGAAAGUCCUCGUCGUCAGUGUUCAGCUCAUCCAGUCCCAUCAAGAGCCCCGAGCCAAGCGCUGGGGAAGAGGAAGAAGUGGAGUUGGAGCUGGAGGUAGAGGAGGAGGAGGAAGUGGAGGAAGUGGAUGAUGGAGCGGUGGAGAUUGAAGAGGUGGAGACGGUCACGUACAUACAGAGUAGGCCGUCCCCAAUGCUUCAGAAAAUCACCCGGAUGAACAUGAGUACUGAUCUGAGGGAGGCGCCACAGCCGACCAAGCUGGACACUCGGUACUUCGGGGAGUUGCUGGCGGAGGUCUACAGGAAGAACAGCGACAUCUACUCCUGCAUCUCCGACCACGUGUCCAGGAUCCGCGGGCGGAAACACCAAAUGGAUCUCGGCGACUACAAGGUGGAAAAAGAGGAGGUGGAAAAGCUGAUUCCCAAAGGAGCUACUGAACUUACCAAACAACAAAUGCGCUACCUGCUUCAGACCCGUCUCACUGCAGAUAAGAGCAUGCGUCUGCUGCUGUCCACCUUCAGCAGCCUGAGAGAGGAGCUCAUCCAAAUGUCCGAGGACCUGCGGCGUCUGGAGAGCGAGAAGGAGUCCCUGGAGAGAGAUCUGAGUUACAAGGCGGACCAGGCUCGGCAGUACGACAGCCUCCUGGAGGCCGUCAGGGAGAACAACAGGCAGCUGCAGGUGUCUCUGAAAGAGGCCAGCGCCGCCCAGCGGUCCCUGGAGAGCCAGGUCAUGAGCAGCAAGAACUCCGAGUCCAACCGGGACUUCAAGAUGAAAGAGCUGGAGGGAAGGAUGAGGGCGCUGGAGAAGGAGAACGACAUGCUGCGACAGAAGCUGGCCGGACAAGGCAGCAGCACGCUGCAUAUUAAAACAGAGGAGCUGUCACGCCAGUACAACCAGCAGCUCAGCACCAUGCGAGAGGAGAAAGACCUGGAGAUACAGAGGCUGAGGUCCCAGAUAACCAAGAUCCAGACGGAGGUCAGCAGCUCCCAGUCGUCCACGGAGAAGAGCCUCAGUCUGAAGAUCACUGAGCUGAUGACCAUGUUGGAGACGCGGCAGACCACCAUCACCCGACAGGAGGAGGAGAUCAGAAAACUGAUGCAGGAAAGAAGCAGCGGCUCCGGCAACGUCACCAAGACCAUCAUCACCAAGAGGUACAGGAACCAGUACCCGAUCCUCGGCCUGCUCAGCGACGACUACCAGGUCACCUCGCCUGUCAAAGAAGCCAAGACCAUCGUCAUUGAAAGAACCGGAGAGAUGAUCAAACAGGAAAUCAUUACAACUCCUUAAAGACACACUGCUUCUCUCCGACAGGAAUGAUUGAUCGACGAGAAGACCCUGCUGUUACCCCCAGCCCCUGCAUGCUCCUCCCCCUCCCCUCACGGCUUCCAGGGUUGGUGGUGGUUAUAAUCCCUUUCCCCCUCCAGUGCCUCCAAUUUUGGAUCUUUGGUUUGACCAAACUGAGUUUCUUUGGGGGUGACAAUUCAGUUUGAGUUUCUUUUUUUUUCCUUUCUUUUUUUUUGCUAAAAAGGGAAAAGAUAACCUGGUAAUCAAAGACCAAAUCUGUUGAAUUUCCAUCAGCCAGUUGUGGAUUUUAGGUGGUAGGAACAAAGCGGCUGUGACAACUGGGAACUGGUUUUCUUCACGUUCAGAAGUCGAUGUAAUAAAUUAAUUUCUAAUUGGCUCCAAGUCAAUGUCCUCCCCAGAUCGCAUGGAUGAAAACUAGAGAUGCGUCAUUGGCUGGAGAUCAGUGCACUAAUGACCUUGUUAGACUGAACACAGUACUGGUGCGUACAAGAGGUGGCACAGACACAAGUUGAAAAACACUUCUGUAAUAGCCAGAAUAGUAGUUAAAGUGACCAUAAUUAUAUUUUGAGGCAGUUUAAAACCUUGUCUUGCAUACUUGGUCCGUUCAGAUGACACAACUGGUUAUUUUGUAAUCAGGAGGUGUUUCCCUGUUACAUGAUUGAUUGCCGAUGGAUGGCCUCACAACAGAUGAUCUGACAGCCUCUCAGCCUUCAAAAUCACGGUUUAUAAACAAAACGCAAAAUGGAACAUGACUACAUGCAAAACAUAGUUUGAUUAUUUGAAAAUUGGCCGAGGGAGGAAACGGACGUGUAAAUUGUAUGUGCUAUUAUUUGUUCAGAACACAAAUAAAAAAUGAA
Cololabis saira (Pacific saury) is the source of this 2814-nucleotide messenger RNA. RefSeq names its product POF1B actin binding protein (gene pof1b). NCBI's taxonomy places the organism in Eukaryota, Metazoa, Chordata, Actinopteri, Beloniformes, Belonidae. The transcript is spliced from 13 exons. The coding region runs from base 212 to 1939 and encodes 575 amino acids. The record is from RefSeq and is a predicted model, not a curated record. Gene Ontology annotation, cellular component: actin filament; bicellular tight junction; adherens junction. Gene Ontology annotation, biological process: bicellular tight junction assembly; epithelial cell morphogenesis; actin filament organization. Gene Ontology annotation, molecular function: actin filament binding.